CUCAGCUGUUCCAAUAAUCCACUGAAUGAUUAGUGUCUAAUCCACAACCAUGACUCUCCAAGCUUUGUUUCUCCUCCUACUUGUUUUGAUUGCAUCUUCUGUCUCUCUCUUAUCGAUCAGGCGAAAAAAGACGACGAGAAGGCUCCCUCCUGGACCUAAGAGGCUCCCAAUUAUUGGAAACUUGCACCAGCUUAGUAACUUCAACCAUAGAUCACUUCAAGUCCUUUCAAACCAACAUGGACCACUCAUGUUCUUGCAACUGGGUUCAGUGCCUGCAAUUGUAAUCUCUUCUGCUGAUAUUGCCAGAGAAAUCUUCAAAGCUCAUGACCUUGUAUUUUCAGGCCGGCCUGUGUUCCAUACUGGAAAGAAUAUUAGCUAUAACUGCUCAAGUAUAACAAUGGCUCCAUAUGGUGAAUACUGGAGGGAGAUCAGAAAGAUUGUUCUUACAGAACUUUUGAGUCCCAAGAGGGUUCAAUCCUUCAAGGCAGUGAUAGAGGAAGAGAUUGGAUUCAUGAUAAAGUUUAUUGAAAGUUCUUCAAGUCCAGUUAAUCUCAGUCAAGUAACACACUCUCUAGUAAAUAACGUAGUGUGCCGAGUUGCUUUUGGUAGGAAAUAUGAGAAAUUUGGAGAUGGUGGCUCAAGCAAAUUUCAUGACUUGCUUAGAGAAGUACAAGACUUGGCUGCAGAAUUCAAUUUAUCAGAUUUCUUUCCAAGGAUGGAGUGGCUUAACAGAAUCAAUGGCCUAGAAGCAAGACUACAGAGGCAUUUUGGAGAGCUUGACAAGGUGUUUGAUGAAAUGAUAGAAGAGCAUCUUUAUCCCAGAAGGCCUAAUACUGAUCAUGGAGAUCUUGUUGAUGUACUGCUUCGAUUUCAUAAUGAUCCCAAUCAAGCAAUUGCCCUUAAAACCCACCAAAUCAAGGCUGUUAUCUCGGAUGUGUUCAUUGCAGGGACUGAUACUUCCGCAGCCACACUUGAGUGGACAAUGACUGAGCUGAUGAGGAAUCCAUUAGUGAUGAGAAGAGCACAAGAGGAGGUAAGAAGCGUAGUCAAGGGAAAGAAGACGAAGGUGGAACAGAAAGAACUCUCUCAACUAGUUUAUCUGAAAUCAACGAUUAAGGAGUCAUUCAGAGUCCAUCCACCAGCACCAUUACUUGUCCCGCGAGAAACUACAGAGAGUUGUACAGUUAGGGCAUAUGAAAUCCCUGCCAAAGCAAGAGUUUUUGUCAAUGCAGCAGCAAUAGCCAUGGACCCCAAGUUUUGGGAAAACCCAAAAAAAUUUAAACCCGAAAGAUUCCUAGAUAGCUCAAUUGAUUUCAGAGGACAACAUUUUGAGUUGAUCCCGUUUGGGACUGGUCGCAGGAUUUGUCCCGGAAUCAACUUUGCUGUGCAGAUUAUUGAAGUUGCACUUGCAAAUCUGCUUUACCACUUUGACUGGGCAAUGCCUAAUGGGAAAACCAAAGAGGGUUUGGAUAUGGAAGAAGCACAAGGUAUUACAAUGCACAAGAAAACUCCUCUGUAUCUUGUACCCACCAUUGCCACACUGUAAACAUAUGGAAAUCUAUCAAGUAACAAAAAUGCUGUAUUUUCGGGGACAUCCUUAUGGAUUGAAUUAGUCUUUCUGAUAGGUAUC
Tripterygium wilfordii is the source of this 1630-nucleotide messenger RNA. Its product is annotated as cytochrome P450 71A9-like. NCBI's taxonomy places the organism in Eukaryota, Viridiplantae, Streptophyta, Magnoliopsida, Celastrales, Celastraceae. Gene Ontology annotation, molecular function: iron ion binding; oxidoreductase activity, acting on paired donors, with incorporation or reduction of molecular oxygen; heme binding. Bases 50 to 1546 code for a protein of 498 amino acids. The transcript is spliced from 2 exons. The record is from RefSeq and is a predicted model, not a curated record.